AACAAUGCGAAUUCCCGUGUGGUUCCGUUGGUUCUGAAUUCUUAACUACAGUAACAGACCCUUCUCUCUGGUUCCAUUGAAGUGCUGCAAAUGAAGUGCUUUCAUUUCUCGAAUGGAGAGGGUAAAGGAGAAGAAGAAGAAGGGGGAGCAUCGAGUUCGAGGGGUUCGAGGGUGUCAUGGGCACGCUCCCUCAGCCUCAUGGACACGCGGAGGUCUCACUUUGACUCUCAGUCAACGGAUUUGUCCGACACCCUCGGAUUCCAUGACUUCCUCUCUCAGCGCCGUGCCAACAACCUUCGAAUCUUUUCCUUCUCCGAACUCAAAACCGCUACACGUGGCUUCAGCAGAACGCUAUUGAUCGGUGAGGGAGGGUUUGGUUGUGUCUACAGAGGGGUUCUUAAUCUCAGUCAUCAUUCACCACCUCAAAUGGACGUUGCUAUCAAACAGUUGAAUCGUAAUGGCCACCAGGCAUGCUUUUUCUUUCCUUUUCAAGGGCAUAAGGAGUGGAUUAAUGAAGUGAAUUUGCUGGGUGUGAUCAAGCAUCCGAAUCUGGUGAGGUUAGUGGGUUAUUGUGCUGAAGAUGAUGAAAGAGGGAUUCAAAGGCUUUUGGUGUAUGAGCUUAUGCCUAAUAAGAGCUUGGAAGAUCAUCUUUUGGCUCGGGUACCAUCAACACUUCUUUCCUGGGCUACGAGGUUAAAAAUUGCUCAGGAUGCAGCUCGUGGUUUGGCAUACCUCCAUGAAGAAAUGGAUUUUCAGCUAAUAUUUCGAGAUUUCAAGACAUCCAACAUCUUACUGGAUGAGAAUUUCAAUGCAAAGCUUUCUGAUUUUGGACUUGCUAGGCAAGGACCCUCAGAAGGGUUUGGCUAUGUUUCAACAUCAGUUGUUGGCACCAUAGGUUAUGCUGCACCAGAGUACGUUCAGACUGGUAAGCUGACUGCUAAGAGUGAUGUUUGGAGCUUUGGCGUAGUUCUUUAUGAACUUAUCACUGGGAGGAGAGCUGUAGAGAGAAACCUACCAAGAAAUGAACAAAAGCUUUUGGACUGGGUAAGACCUUAUGUUUCUGAUGCUAGGAAGUUCCAUCUUAUUGUAGACCCUCGACUUGAAGGACAGUAUUGCAUCAAAUCGGCUCGUAAACUUUCAAUCCUAGCAAACAAGUGUCUCAUGAAGCAGCCAAAGUCCCGUCCAAAAAUGAGCGAGGUAGUUGAGUUUCUUGGAAACAUUAUUGAUGAGACACUUCCUCAGGAUGAAUACAUCCCCCAAGCUGAUGCAGAAAUUGUAGAAGAAAAGGAAGAAAAGUUAUCUGUAGAGGACACUGAACCUGAACCGGCUAAACAAGGGAACAAUUACCUGAAGAAGGUUUUUGAAUUCAGAGACAUGGUCAGCUUAAGAAAUAAGUCUAUUGGAAGGUUGGAUUGGAAAAGUUGGGCACCAGGGCUAGUAAGAACAUGGUGAUGAGUGUGAUCUGCAUAUCUUGGAAAGCAAAAUUUUCCAUUACAGUCACUUUGAUCACAUAGUUUUCAGUCAGUGAAAUCAACAUUGAUAGGCACACAGUUAACGUGCUGGUAUAUACCCAAUUUUGUAUUAAUAAUUAGUAGUUGUAUGUACAGGUUAAUUUUGAGGAAAGCUAUAGUAUCAAAUGAU
This is a messenger RNA of Abrus precatorius (Indian licorice), 1641 nucleotides long. RefSeq names its product serine/threonine-protein kinase PCRK1. The record is from RefSeq and is a predicted model, not a curated record. NCBI's taxonomy places the organism in Eukaryota, Viridiplantae, Streptophyta, Magnoliopsida, Fabales, Fabaceae. The transcript has 4 exons. Gene Ontology annotation, biological process: protein phosphorylation. Bases 91 to 1452 code for a protein of 453 amino acids. Gene Ontology annotation, molecular function: ATP binding; protein kinase activity.